CAUCGCGGCGCAGAGCCGCGGACUCGAUCGAAACGAACAAAUUGAAGGGACGCGGAUUUACAUUUGCCACGUCGCCCAAUUAUCCUUUAACGUCCAUAAACACGGCACCUCGUGUGUUCUCGGCUAUCACUUCGACAACUCGAUGCAUUCCAGUAACUUUCGGCGCUUCAUCCUGGCGGCGACACAAACGAGAACGUGAUGCGUCGAAACGGCUGAUUUGCAUACGGAGGGCGCAGUGUGGUGAGUGGGUGAUCGCAGAGGCCCAUGUGGCAGGAGAGAGAGAAGAGAGGGGGGAGGUAGCGUUCGACGUGAGUCUCGGGCCCUGCCCUUCUGUGGAGGUUCCUCAAAAUCCCCGUCCCCUCGAUGUUCGUGUCCGCGCCGUCGUAGAUACCCAGUGACUGCUUCCCAAUAAGAAUUGGACGUACAACAACUCAACCGAGAAGCACCACCAGUAUUUCCGUCCUGGGCUGCACUUCCGCCGCACAGAGUGUCACUGGGAGCUGCAAGGUUUUUGCUGGAGGUUUGCCGAGGAGAAGAUGUGGGUGUGGUGGAGAGCAUGGAGCGUGGGAGUCGUCGCGCUGGCCGUGCUGGCGCUGCAAGCCACAGCGGCCGAGCGGCCCGACAGCCUGCUGCUGGGAGCUGGGGCCAAGGGCAAAGCAGAUGGCAAGAAAGACGCGGCCGGGACUGACGACGGAGACAUCCCAGAGCCGCCCAGGAACCUUCUGUGCUACUGCAGCCAGCACUGCCCUCCGGAAAGUGUCAACAACACCUGCAGGGCGAGCGGCUACUGCUUCACGAUCGUGGAGGAGGACGACGCCGGGGAGGUGAUCACAACGGCCGGGUGCAUCCAGCGCGAGGGCUCAGAGUUUCAGUGCCGGGACUCCCCCAAGUCCCGGUUCCGCAGGACCAUCGAGUGCUGCGUGGAGGGCAACUACUGCAACAAGGAUCUACGGCCAACGCUGCCUCCACCUGGGGCCUCCAUCGGUUUCCUGGACUCGAGCGUGCACCGCCUGGCCCUCUUCAUCUCCGCUGCCAUCUGCUUCAUCGUCCUUGUCAUUGUCAUCGUCUUCAUGUACUUGCGAUACAGGCGCCAGGAAGCGAGGCGCAGAGGACAGAAGUGGCCGGAGCGCGAUGAGCUCAUCAUACCCCGCGGCAACACCCUGGAGGAUCUCCUGGAGGAGUGCCAGAGUUCUGGCAGCGGCUCUGGGCUCCCCCUACUGGUGCAGCGGACGAUCGCGAAGCAGAUAGCGCUGGUGCGGGAGAUUGGGCGUGGGCGCUUUGGCGAGGUGUGGCAGGGCCGCUGGCGUGACGAGACUGUGGCCGUGAAGGUUUUCUUCACCACCGAGGAGGCCAUCUGGUUCCGCGAGACGGAGAUCUACCAGACGGUGCUCAUGCGGCACGAAAACAUCCUGGGCUUCAUCGCAGCCGACAUCAAGGGCACCGGUUCGUGGACGCAGCUGCUGCUGGUGACGGAGUACCAUGAGAGCGGAUCGCUGCGCGAGUAUCUGCGCUCCUCCACCGUGGACGGCCGCGGUGCCCUUCGACUCGCCUACUCGGCCGCCUCGGGGCUGUGCCACCUGCACACCGAGAUCCACGGCACGCGCGGGAAGCCAGGCAUCGCGCACCGGGACCUGAGCUCACGCAGCCUGCUGGUGAAACGCGGAGGCACCUGCGUCAUCGCCGGACUUGGCCUCGCGGCCAAGUACAACAGUGAAACGAACGACGUGGACCUGCCGCCGACACCGCGGUUGGGCCUGCCCCGGUACUGCGCCCCCGAGGUGCUGGACGAGCGACUGCACAAGCCCAACUUCCAGGCCUACCUCAUGGCCGACAUGUACAGCAUGGGGCUCGUCCUGUGGGAGGUGGCGCGCCGCUGCGUGUGCUCUGGCACGGUGGAGGAGUAUCAGCCUCCCUUCCACGACAUCACCUCGGCAGAGCCUUCAUACCAGGAGAUGCGGGAUGCCGUGUGCGUGAAAAGGUUGCGCCCCCUGCUGCCCAACCGCUGGAACUCUGAUGAGGUCUUGCGGACGCUGGCGAAGGUGAUGGCCGAGUGCUGGGCCCACAAUCCGUCGUCGCGGCUCACCGCCCUACGCGUCAAGAAGACCCUCGCAAAGAUGGCGGAGGCGCAGGAUGUCAAGAUCUGACGGGCCGCCUCCUCUGCGCAUGCCGAGGAAACAAAAACAAUAUUAACCUGAUUAACUUUUAAAAGCUAUAACAAAGCUACAAGAUUUUUUUCCCUUGGUUUUAAUAUUUAAAUAUCUAAUAGUUGGCAUUUUCUGCACGAUCUCAAGUGGAGGGCAAAAGACAUUUUACGUUGAAGCAUUUUUUCCCAUCAGCAAAAUGUUGCCGUUGAAGCCCCGCUGCCCAUUGUGCGUGGUCCAGUCGGUACAUAUCUGCGAGUUGAUCAUGUGACGCAGCACUGACACACAGUGCGGUGAAAUAACAUUUGCUUUUGCUCGGCUCUGCAUUUGUCCACUGCUGGAUGUUCAAGGAAAACUGUGCUUUUUUUUAUGAAGUUCUGCCUCUGCAAGUUCCUUUGCGAUAAAAACCAAAAACCCAACAGUUGAGAGAUAGCACGAAGACGGUGAAGAUGGAUGAAUCCCAAAGUGGUGCCUGCCUUUCAGUUGGUUUCAGUGUCAUCUUUGGUGGCAUGACUUCCGCCGCCGAUUCAAGUCAUAGCCGUGCUGGAGAGGUUACUACGUGCAACUCGGUUGUGCUGGUGUGUUCGCAGUUUCGUUCCGGUGGAUUAUUGUUUCGGGCACUAGUGGAAACACCUUGGGCUACAGGCCUGUAUGGUGACUGAAUGAUUUAUUCCCGUUUUCUUUUUUGUAGCCUUUAGAUUGUUCUACAAUGCCUCGCUGUUUAUUAACUUCCUCCGUAAUCACUGCAAAAGCCUGCAAACUUCCGAAAGAAGAAACAUGAAUCAUUGGAAAGUCAUUCAAAAGUUGUACUCCGUGACACCGAGUGAACCCCGAACUCAUUCUGGGUUUUGUUUAAUUCUUCCACAGCACUGUAAACGGUCAACUGUUUUUAUCGUCAUUGCAUCGAACGAAAACUCCCUUCUGAAAACUGGAAAUGGACCUUAUACUUGAAUUACAUUUUCCUGGUCAUGCGUUUUAAGGCCAUUACAGACGUCAACAUAGAGCUCGGGUUUUGUUUCAACACCUUCAAGCCGAGUAGCCGCGUUUCGUAUUUCCUGCCAGGAGUUUGGCGAUGACAGCUUCGUGUUUGGUCUGUCAUGUGGAAAACGUCAUUUGACAUAACUUGUGAGGUGGCAUUCGGUGAAAAAAAAUUGCUGCAGUGUUUUUGUUUUUUAUUGAAUUUUUUUUUCCAUUAGUGAAAAAAACACGUUUGCUUUCAACAUGGAACACUUGCCCUGGAAUUGUUGUUAGUCGAUGUGAGAGCUCAAAUGGUGCUUGGCAGUGGGAUUGUUCCAGCAGCUGUUGUCGGUUUACUGGCCUUUAGUGAGGCUGAUUGACCUCUCCAAAAUAGUUUUUUUUGGGUUAGAUCGCAUCAAUAUAAAUGUGUUGUUAAACCCACCACCACCCAAACACAGUCGUUACUAGUUCAGCACACAGUAACGAAUUGGCACGUUUUGCUUACAUGACAAACCUUACUAAUUGGCUGUGCCGGGUGGUGGCGGGUUUAAAGACACAUUUAUGCGAUCUCACCCAAAAACCUCUAUUAUAGAUACUAAUUUUGGUCGCGAAAGCCUGUGUUAAACCGAGUGACCUCUGUGUGUGCACCAGGUAGCAGCCCGCUUCGGUGGCAAUGUAAACUAAGCGGGUGCACUCCCUCUCCUUUUCAACCUUCAGCACGAAAUAGCAAUUUGUGUUCGAGGCCACAGACAUUUAAAUGAUUCUGUGAACUGUUGAACUUUGCAUUUGAGUUAAUUUCGUUUGUUUCAAACAUGAUCCCGUUUUGUCGGUUGCUCAGCUAUUUUACCAGCUCGAUCCGUGGUGCGUGAGCAGAGCAACAACAAAACAACAAGUGCAUCGAUAUUGCAGAGAACGAGUUACAGGGUUCCUUCAGGAAUAUUGCACAACUAACACAGGGGGUAUUUAACGGUCGUAAACAAAACACAUGAAAAUAUUUUAAAAAUCGGAGCAAGAGGGCGCCAGAAAAAAGUAGGUGCAAGUAGCAAAGUUUGAGCAAAAUGGCAUUUUAAUAGGAAUAAUUAGGCACUUGUGAGGCGACAGGAGGGAGUUUGAGGAACCGAGUGGUUACUUAUGUAAUUGGUGGGUUUGUUCUAAGAGGACCUUUAUGAUGAAAACAGCCCAUUGAUGGUCUCUCCGGGUAUCCAGGGGGAAGAGAUUUGCGUGAAUGUACAGGUUGCAGUGAUGAGUUGUAUAGGGCGCGUCGAGAGCAAAACGGAGAUCGGAGUGACAUGUAUGGAUGUUGAACUUCUUCGGCAUCGUACGUAGCCAAGCGUGCUAAUCGGAUGUGUGGAUGUAAUGGAGUGAGACGUUUUAAUGUAGAUUCAGAAGCUCUGCAGUAAUAGUGUGUGCAACACAGUACCAACGCACCAGCGCUUAGCACCGUUCUUGCCAAACGAUUCACCUUGGACUGGAUUGUGAAACAAAUGUGUGUCGUGGUCUCUUGUUAUUUCAGAUUGUUAUUGUGCUAACUACCCUGUUUGUGUGUGUAUGUACGUGUUUCCGCUUUUCUGUUCAACCUGCUUUUGUGAACUUACGUUCGAGUGUAAAAUGUUGAUGAAAUUGUAUUGAAUUGGCACUUGCUUUGAAUAAUACAUUGUCCUUUGAGCUCCUUUACUCGACCCUUACAAAUGUUAACAUGCGCACACAGCGAAUAACGCGAAUACGACUGCGAUGUCGAACUCCGCUUACAUCCAACCCUUCCUGGAGUUAGUGCAGUGUGUGCGUGCGUAUAUGUGCCCACAUUGUAACUAUACUAUUCAAUUCCGUCAAGUUAAGAAAUUAUUCAGUAUCUGAUCACAACGGUCAAGCAGAUUCAACGUGGUGUCGUGAGCUUCAGUUUUUCAGGAAAUCCCUCAACAUUGCCUGGCAACUCGUGCUCAGUGCUCUGAAAGGAAAACCUAUCCUGCAGCAAGCACCGUGGUGACAUCACCACCCCCCUGCUUUCGAUUUCUCUUGCUGGUUUUGUUUUUGCGUCUUUAAUUGCUCGAAGCACCCACCACGUGACCACGGUUUAAAUUAGGUCCCCGCGGUGGAAAAUUGCAAACGAAUUCCCAAGUUUACUUUCACAUGCAACACGCAAUGGUACUCUACGCUAUUAAAGCUAAUACGAUUGUAAGACGGGAAUGAGAGCGAAACGGGAAUGAGAGCGAAACGGAAAUGCUUACCUUGGCCCCCUGCUCCUGUAGCCCCAUGCAUGCGCGGGGGGACAAACGCAGAGUCGGUUACCGGCUCCGGGAGCGCCGCGGGGGCCUUCACUCCCCCGCGUUCGUCUGCCAGGCAUGAAUGAGAGCGCACCACGUGGUGUUGUAUCAUGUACAUAGGACUUGUAUUAUUUUAUAUAGAGUUUGUAUAUUUUUUCACUAUUGGUUUAUAGUUCGUAUAACAGUUUGCGUAGCUGCAUUUCCAAAGACCGAGGUGGGAGGGGAGGGAGGGAGGAAUUUAAUAGUUGAAAAAAAGCACGUUGGCCAUUUGUAAAGCAAACCUUUCAGUGACAUCUGAUUUGAUGUACUAUUAAGCGGUGCACACGUAGGCAUGUUUUCGCCGAGUGUUUUAUACCAAUCGUGUCUUGGGAUAUUCUCAAACUUGAAUCCUAAGUCUCAUCCUGGUCACGUUUCUUGGUUAUCAAUAUUUAUCAAAUCGGACGUGAACAUGCCCAAAUGCAUUAAUGCCACCACACCUCGUAUCACUUCUGCCAGAUCCUUUAGCUCUUUCAAAUCCAACAUUUGACCGCAGAUAUCUGUUCUUCCAGUAUCCUGCUGAAGGAGUUUUCCCUUGGUGUGUACCACAAUGUUUGCUGGGUAGAGAUUUUGCUGGGUACGUUUAGUACUAUGCAUAUUGCCUUAUAUGCAAAUUAGGCAACUGCACUCUGCACGCUCCUGAUGAUGAGGAAAAUGAUUUGGAUAUGUGGGUCAUGGGGAGGCACGAAGAGGGACUUUGAGAGUCACAAAAGUACAUUUGCUGAAAAAGGAGUGACUAAUAUGAUAUAAUUGUCCAGUGUGUGUGUGUAUACAGCAGAAGAGAAAGUAAUUUCAGAACGGCUGACUGAUUUUAUAUCUGAAUACAGACCUUGUUAUUAUAUUCAGCAUUGUAUUGUGUUCUUUAAAAUAAAGCAUGAAGCAUUGGCGUUGCUAGCUCAUGCUGAGAAAAGUGCAUACCGUUUAUUGAAAAAAUAUAUACUAUCUUACAAAAGCAUAACGUUGUCCAUGAUGAGCAUUAAUCCGGCAGCUCUGGUGCAGCCACUGGGUGUCAGAGUACAAAUCCGUUAUUGCCUAUAAAAGUCGUAAAGUUCCGACUGUAUAUUUGCAGGCACAGUGCUCUCCUUUGUCACGGUUGUAUUGUGAGGGGUGGUCUUAUUGGGAUAUACUGCACCAGCACUGUGUGACGUGCGCUUGUUUUGAGUGACCAGCCACGUGGAUAACCAAACAUCUGAUGAGAUUUGAGGCGGGGCCUGCAGGCUGAUGCUCUUUUUGGCUAAAAUGUUCUGGUGUCUCCAUAAAUGACACACAUCACCGAGGGAGGGCAUUGUGUUGUGCUCAUUUUGUCAAGAUGUGGCAUCUAGCCCCGAGUCUAUGAAUGUAUCUGUCCAUUAACAUUGGGCACCCAACAAAUCACUCUGCUUCUACAAACUUGCAUUGAUGGCUGAUCAUUUUAAAUGCCUUGAGCAGCAGGGCAUCGGGUCUGAACCACGUGCCAAUGCAGUGCCUGUACGUGGGUCCUGAACAAAGCCCAGUGUCAAAAGCUUCUGAAUCUCAAAAUCGAAUUUGCUUACAUUUCAGACGUUUCAACUAUCCCUGGAAAUGAUUGUUGCAUGCGAGCUGACGCUAAUGAGAUCAACAAAAAAGAAAUACAGCUGAAUAAGUUGAUUUGCUGUGGUUAUUAUGGGUGUGUUCAUCUGGAGGUGUGGUGAUCUCUGGAUAAGUGAUGUCAACGUACUAUUGCUUGAAUAUUAACCCAACACGUCAAAACGUCAUCUCUCGCUCCACCAGUCAGCCCUUACUGUUAUCCAUUAUCGGUCGUGUCUGACGUUACAUUAAUUUACCUGAUGCAGUUUUGCUUUGAUGAAUAGUGGGUGAUCAUGUGACGAUGACUGUACUGCAGUGGAGCGGAGUGAACCCCCAUCUGUUAUCCCCCUUUCAACUACAGCUCCACACUUUCCACUUGGCUGCCUUCGGAUCUUUAAUUCAAUGCCUUUUUAUGCUGCCUCAAGUAUCAAGUAAAUGUUUUAACAUGCACCAUUAACGGACGUAUAUAUAAACGAUAUAUCCCCCCCCCCUCUUAUAAAUAUGUGAACACAUAAAAGCAACACGUUACGUUGGGCCCAUACUGUAAUUACUCUGCUGUAUGAAUAGUAUUGGAAUAUGUUAUACGCCGUGUAAAAUGCGAUGUACAGUUCCGUGCUCACGUUGCUCAUGAAUCUCCGUGUGUGUGAAGCCCGUACUGCUGGUGCCCGCUUGCCUUGGCAUCAUUUACACCCCACGUGUGAGUCGCCUGCAGACUGUUAUUUGACAUUACCCUUAAUUUUUGUUUAGUUUUUUUUAAAAGGAUACUGUAAUAAUAAUAAAUGUUUGCUCAUUUUC
This is a messenger RNA of Lethenteron reissneri (Far Eastern brook lamprey), 7735 nucleotides long. Its product is annotated as bone morphogenetic protein receptor type-1B-like. Lineage: Eukaryota; Metazoa; Chordata; Hyperoartia; Petromyzontiformes; Petromyzontidae. Gene Ontology annotation, cellular component: signaling receptor complex; plasma membrane. Gene Ontology annotation, biological process: cell surface receptor protein serine/threonine kinase signaling pathway; protein phosphorylation; cellular response to growth factor stimulus. Gene Ontology annotation, molecular function: transmembrane receptor protein serine/threonine kinase activity; ATP binding. The record is from RefSeq and is a predicted model, not a curated record.